Molecule: messenger RNA, 877 nt
Organism: Cyprinodon tularosa
Lineage: Eukaryota; Metazoa; Chordata; Actinopteri; Cyprinodontiformes; Cyprinodontidae
Product: gamma-crystallin M3-like
Exons: 3
Coding region: 290-823 (177 amino acids)
Biological process (GO): visual perception; lens development in camera-type eye
Molecular function (GO): structural constituent of eye lens
Source: RefSeq, a predicted model, not a curated record
UUUCUCGUUCAGUGGAAAGCACACGAUUAUAGCAGUAGCAGGGACAAAACAAACGGGGCCUCUACUCACAAAUGCAACCAUGGCAAAUCCCGAUCGAUUAAAGCUCUCUUUGAACUGAACCGACCAGAGCUGUCGGGCUGGGCAGGGCUGCUGCUCCAUGUUGCUCUGUCAGGAAUUUGGACAAAGAGAUCAUAAACCCUUUUGGAUGCAAGUUCUGGUAUAAAAGCAGCGGGAGGAUCUGGAUAAAACUGGGAAGUCCAUUAGACCCAAAAGAAGUGCCAGUGUAGUCAUGACCAUGGGAAAGAUAAUUUUCUACGAGGAAAGAAAUUUCCAGGGUCGCUCCUAUGAGACCAGCAGCGACUGUGCUGACAUGUCCUCCCACCUGAGCAGGUGUCACUCCUGCAGGGUGGAGAGCGGCUGCUUCAUGGUCUAUGACAACACAAACUUUAUGGGAAACCAGUUCUUUGUGAGGAGAGGAGAGUACUCUGACUAUCAGCGGAUGGGCAUGAGCGACUGUAUCAAGUCUUGCCGCAUGAUCCCCAUGCACAGAGGCCAGUUCAGGAUGAGGAUCUAUGAGAGGGAGGAUUUUGGAGGCCAGAUGUACGAGCUGAUGGAGGAUUGUGAAUCCAUCAUGGAUCGCUACCAAAUGUCUGACUGCAUGUCCUGCCAUGUGAUGGACGGCCACUGGCUGAUGUACGAGCAGCCCCACUACAAAGGGCGCAUGAUGUACCUGAGGCCCGGGGAGUACAGGAGCUUCAGGGAGAUGGGAAUGAGCGGCAUGAGGUUCAUGAGCAUGAGGAGGAUCAUGGAUUCCUGCUAUUAGAGCAUCAAUGCUAAACAGCAAGUUUUCAAAUAAAAUGCAAACGCUGUCUUUUAA